Messenger RNA from Botrytis byssoidea, 1038 nucleotides. RefSeq lists its product as uncharacterized. The coding region runs from base 1 to 1038 and encodes 345 amino acids. The transcript has 2 exons. The record is from RefSeq and is a predicted model, not a curated record. NCBI's taxonomy places the organism in Eukaryota, Fungi, Ascomycota, Leotiomycetes, Helotiales, Sclerotiniaceae.
AUGCCGACCCCGGAAGAACUGAGAAAGCGGAGCGAUAAGAGAAACAAAUACCAACAGAAAUACAGAGCAGCAAGGAAAAUAGGUCCCGAUGAAGCCAAAAGGAGAAGAGAUAAUGACCUUGCAUCUCGGCGGAAAAAACGUGCUGCAAAGAAGGCCAAAGAAACCCCCGAAGAAACGAGAGUGAGGAAAGAGGGGACAAGCAGAAAAGCACGGGAACGAAGAGCAGCAAAGGAUGUACUUGAUCCCGAUAAAGCCAAAAAAAGAAGAGAUAGAGAGUAUACAUCUCAGCGGGAUAAACGUGAAAAAAUGGCCGAAGAAACACCCGAAGAAAUGGAAGCGAAGAGGAAGGAGACAUACAGAAAAGCAAAGGAAUUAAUUGCAUCAGAGCGAACGAGAGCGAGGAAGGACAAGAUAAAUAGAAAAGCACAGAAAAGAGCAUGGAGAAAAAAGGCAGCAUUGCAGAGAAGUGACGCCAAGGGAGCGAAAGAACAAGCAGCAGUAUCCGAAAGAAACAACAGCUUCACGUCCCCUACAAGCGACAAUCGUUCUGUGGGCCCUGAAAGCCCAAAAGACCCUGAAUAUUACAGCACCUCAAGUCCAGAUCAUAAUGCUGCGUUUACUAUGACUGGUAUGAGAACCUCAUUACCUCACAGUAAUCCUGGACAAACAGCACACAGCAGAUUUGACUUUAUGCCUACAAGCGAUUCUUAUCAUCCAUCGUCUAUGAACAAUAUUGGAUACUCAGCACCUCCCAAUACUCAUACUCAUAUACAAACAGCAAACAGCAGACCUGACCCGCCCCCUACAAUCUAUUAUGAUUCUGGACCACAUACGAACAGCAACAAUUCCUUAUCACUUGCAGGAGGCUAUGGUCCUGCAAGACCUGAAAUACCUGUCGGGUAUGAAUCUGCAGGAUUCGCAACAUCGUUCGCACAGCCCACAAGCGGUGAUUACCAUCCGUCGUCUAGGACCAGUUAUGAAUCCCCAAUACCUUCCAGUAUUACUGCACCAACAGCGGACAGCAUGUAUCAUUAUUAG